Molecule: messenger RNA, 5963 nt
Organism: Alligator sinensis (Chinese alligator)
Lineage: Eukaryota; Metazoa; Chordata; Crocodylia; Alligatoridae
Gene: PHKG1
Product: phosphorylase kinase catalytic subunit gamma 1
Exons: 10
Coding region: 2851-4017 (388 amino acids)
Biological process (GO): glycogen biosynthetic process; protein phosphorylation
Cellular component (GO): phosphorylase kinase complex
Molecular function (GO): calmodulin binding; ATP binding; phosphorylase kinase activity
Source: RefSeq, a predicted model, not a curated record
AAAGAGCUCAUUUCAUAUAUGUAGACUUCAGUCUCUUACCACCACAGUGACCUUCAAGCUUUUAUUAGAAAACUAAAACUAGCACAACAAUUGCCUUUGUUCUUAGCUAGAAAAUCUUGGAACAUGGUUAUUGAGCACUCCAGGGCAAGAUCACUUGGGAGCCUCAUGUAGGCAACUACUGUGCCAAACUAUCUGAUCCUCACCAUUGAGAACAAGUGAUGAUUUUUUCCAUUUGCGUUUUAAAGCUAAAACACUCUAAUACUGUCAGAUCAUGAAGAAUAUCUAAUUUUGGUUGCCAGGUCUUUAUUUGUGUUGCCUAGCUACUGAUAAUGAGCAUUUGAUUUCUCCUCGAGUACAACACUUCAAGCUUGUCCUUAUUAAGUGUUACCUUGUUAUUUUCAGACUUCUCCCACCAACCCCAAAUUGUCAGGAUCACUUUAAAUUCUAAUCCUGUCCCUCAAAGUGUUUCCAUCCCCUCUCGGCUUGCCAUGAACCACAAGUUUUUGUAAGCGUUUCCAUUGUCUAAAUUGUUAAUGAAAACAUGGCAAAGAACUAGACCCAGCACAGAGCCCUGUGGGCUAUCACUUGAAGUGCCCUCAAAGUAUGACAGUAACCCACUUGCAACUACUUUUGAGUGCUGUUUUUAACCAGUUGUAUAUCCACCUCAUAAUAUAGACCAUAUUUCAUUAGCUUGCUUAUAAAAAUGACAGGUGGAAGCCUCAAAAGCCUUACUAUAAUGAAGAUACCAUUUAUUGCUCCUUCCUUUAUUCACUAAACCAGUCACCAUAAUCACCUGCUAUCAAAGGGGAACCAACAGAAAACAAUUUGCAGAACAGUGCUUUCUCAAGCUACAAGCUUUCAUUCAUGGACUGUGCACCACUUACAACACAAGCUUGUGGCAGGACUCAUCAAGGUUUAAAUGCAACAAAAUGCUUUGCUUGGUAUUCUCUGGCUAUUUUUCCAGGAUAUACACCAGAUACAACCUGUGGUGGAGAAGCUGAAGCAGUGCAUCUUAACAUAAGAUAGCUAUGGGCUGAGCUAAUGGGUCAUGUCUCCACCACUGGGAACACGUGCUUUGUAGUACCUCAAACACUUUUGAGGUACCGAAACGCACACAUAGCACACGUGAAAAGGUUCUCCAGGCUCCAUAUUUGCAGUGCAGAGAACUAAAAUUAGAUAUCGAGAAAUCCCAAUACUUAAAAUUAAAUAGGGCAGCGCACAUGGCUGCAGUGUGUGCUGCCUGAAACUGGAGCCUGGGCAGUCAAAGCUGCACUCUGGCUGCCAGGCAGGCUCUGUGCACCCAGAUCGCCACCACUAGCCCUGGGAGGCUGUCAAGAUCCCAGAUAAGGCUGCUGGGGCAACCCAGGUGCUGGCACCAGCUUUCCCUAUUUCACCCAGGGCAAUUUACUGUGUACCAGAUUGUGUAUGCAGGGGUGUUCCCCAAGGACAAGUAGCAGUGGCACAAUUAUGUGCUGCUAUUUGUCCCUAGGGAAACACAUAUGCAUGCUUGUGGGGGAUGUGCUCAUGGUGGGUGCCAACUCAUUAGGCCCUUAAGAUUGGCCCACAGGGCUAAUUGUGGGUUAAAACCAGACCCACCUCCUGCAGCAGGAUUAACCACAGUGAGUGCAAGCCACUGUGUUGGCCGAGAGCUGCAGAGCUUCAUGCACCCUUGCUGAAACAAUCCCAAAAGGAGUUCCAAACCCCAAAAUCUAGCAGUAGGCACCACCUCAGCUCCCCAACUUCCAGUCCUGCUAGGAAAUGUGGGCCAGAUGACAGCUCCACAGGCUAGAGACAGCCUGUUUGACACCCAAACCAUGUUUGACACACCUGAUUCAGCCAAUAGUUGCAAAGACUUGUUGGUUAUAUGUAGGAAUAGUGAUGGUUAACAUUUCAGAGAUUGAGAAGAUGGUUUCAAAUGCCUCUUUCAACACCAACCCAGCCCAGCCUCUGGCUGCUUUACUUUUCAUUCCAUCCAGGAAGAGCGCACACCAACUGCAGAAGCUUCCUUAGCCUGAUGUAGGGUUUUUGAACACAAAAGCUUGCUUAAUAACUAUUCUCCAACUAUUUGGGUUGGUCUAAUAAAAGAUAUCAAAUUCACCCAAGGAACCUUGUCUUUCAACACCACUGAUUUUACGUUACAAUGACAGUUGGAAAAUGAGGAAGAGCAUGCAGGACAAUUGGAGUGUGGUUGCUGAGGCUCCUGCCUUCUCAGUUUCUUACUGCCCCAGCUUUAUUGGCUUCUGCAUGAUUAUCCAACUCCUGGCUAAAUUUUGUUAAUGCUCAUGCCAAGGUUAAAUAGUUUCUACACUUUGUAUAAAUUUAUCAGACUUCUGAUUAGUAGUUGUUGUAAAUAGACAAAACUGUUUGGAGAGAACAGUGAUUCCUUUAGAGAGACUACUCAACUUGCUGGGGACCACGCAAGAGACCAGCUUAAGCACUGCUGUGGACUGAGUGGUUUCUGUUCACCUCCAAGUCAGGUAACUCCCGCUCUCUCCCUGCCCUCCUCUCUUAAACUGAAAUUAAAUUAAAGCUGUAGCAAUGUAUGUACGUGUCUGAGUCUGGCAUUGCUUCCAAGUUGCAUUGCAAUUUAUUUUUGGCUUUACAGCACUCACACAGAAGCUGACCCGCGAUGAGUUAGCAGCACAACUGAAGGCUGGUAUGUUAUUCUUAAACUCAAAGUUGUCUGUUUCUUAGAAGCUUUUUUUUUUUACUGUGUGGUUCUCAUUUGAUUCCUGAUCAAUGAGCCAGGAAGAUUUGACUUAACAGUAGAAGACAGAAAUUCUGCAGGGAGGUAAUGCGAUUUGUUACCCUGAAGCAGACCCCUAGAGUGACACCAGUAAGGAUCCAAACAUGACUAAAGACGAAGAGUUACCAGACUUUCACUCAUCCAAGGAAUUUUAUGAGAACUAUGAGCCCAAGGAAAUUCUGGGCAGAGGAGUAAGCAGUGUGGUCCGUCGGUGUGUUCACAAGACAACCAGGCGGGAGUAUGCAGUUAAGAUUAUAGACAUCACAGGUGGUAGUAUGUCCCCAGAGGAAGUGCAGGAGCUGCGGGAAGCCACUGUCAAGGAGAUUGACAUUCUUCAGAAGGUCUCGGGACAUCCCCAUGUCAUUCAGCUGAAGGACAAUUAUGAAUCCAGCACCUUUUUCUUCUUAGUGUUUGACCUAAUGAAGAGAGGGGAGCUCUUCGAUUACCUCACAGAGAAAGUCACCUUAAGCGAGAAGGAAACUAGGAAGGUCAUGCGUGCUCUGUUGGAAGUGAUUGCAUAUCUCCAUUCCUUGAACAUUGUCCACAGAGACCUGAAGCCUGAAAACAUUCUCCUGGAUGAUGACAUGAACAUCAGACUAACUGACUUUGGCUUCUCCUGUCAGUUGAAUAAGGAUGCAAAGCUCAAAGAAAUCUGUGGCACUCCUGGGUAUCUGGCACCUGAAAUAUUAGAAUGUUCCAUGGAUGAAGAACAUUUAGGGUAUGGAAAGGAAGUUGACAUGUGGAGUACUGGUGUGAUCAUGUACACGCUGCUAGCUGGCUCCCCACCCUUCUGGCACCGGAAGCAGAUGGUGAUGCUGCGGAUGAUCAUGAGCGGAAAUUACCAGUUUGGGUCUCCAGAGUGGGACGAUCGGUCGGACACAGUCAAAGAUCUGAUUUCUCAUUUCCUGGUGGUGAAUCCUCAGAAGCGUUACACAGCCAGCGAAGCUUUGGCUCAUCCAUUCUUUCAACAGUACAUCGUGGAAGAAGUGCGGAGCUUCAGCCCUUUCAGAAAAUUCAGGGUCAUCUGCCUGACAGUUCUGGCAUCCGUCCGCAUAUACUAUACCUAUCGGAACGUGAAGCCAGUUACCAAACAGUUGGUAACGCAGAACCCCUACGCAUUGAAACCCAUUCGCAAACUGAUUGAUGCCUGUGCAUUCAGAAUCUAUGGACACUGGGUGAAGAAGGGAGAAGCACAGAACAGAGCCGCCCUGUUUGAGAACACCGCCAAGGCAAUUUUGAUGAGCAUAGCAGCAGAGGAAGAGCUAUAUUGAUUUACCUGGCUAAAGCUGCACCCACACCGAGUAAGCUUAAGAGUUUGCUAAGAGUUUAAGCAAGUAAAACCUUUGGAAACUAACAGCAGUCUCCUUCAUAGUUUCCUAAGGAAAAUCUCAAUUGAUAACAAUGUCAACACUGUGUGGGUCAAAUAAUGAUAUCCUUUCUUUGCCUCAGUCCUUCGAGUUACCCAUGUAUACAGCCCCUGCAUGGACCCAUUGAACUCCAAUGAGUUGUCUACAUCAGGUAUCUGCAUAUUAUACUGAUUCAGGACAUAUUUAAGAAGCGGCCUCUAAUUUUGCAACUGUAAGUAACUUCAGGUACAAAAGACUCUCAGCAGAGGCAGAUGGACAUCCUAAGCACCACAAGCUAUGCCCAAAAUUAAUUGGACACACUUUUUUGUACACAAUUCUUUUUUGGCUUGGCAUGACUUUUGAGCACAAAAAUGCAGGUAAGGAAGCAGCAGCCUUUAAAAUGCAGCUCACCAAACAGAAAAGCCCAAAGCAAAAUCCCAGCUCUGAAGUUUGGAUCCAGCUCAAAGUCUGAAUUCUGCAGCUCUGGUCUCUAUUUUAGAGAAAAGCAACCAAAAAAGAAAGGAUGAUAGGGAACAUUAGUGCUACUCAGAUCAUCACCUUGCCCACUCACAGGCAGAACACAGGGGCAUGCUCCCUUCAGAUCUGGUAAGGAAAUAAUUUAAUUAACUACUUUUCAGCCAUGCAGAAGCCUCUGAAGUAAGGUGCACUAUGUUGUUUCUGUCGUUAUCAUUUGCUACAAACAUCCUCAGAAUUUGGGAGCUGUUUGCCCACACUGUUGCAAUCAGCGCGGGUGCAGGGAAUGAAGUUUGAAAAAAAGCUGAUAGGAUUGGGGCCUGCGUGUCUGGCUGAGGCUAACUUGAGAUUUCUAGUUACAAUUAGUUUCUCAUGAAAAGUGCAGAUUUCAGCCAGCUGAAAUGAUUAAUGCAUUAGGAUCACAUUUGACUAAUUGUUUUGGAACAUUUUCAAAGUAAGAUUUUGGAUUUUGCAUUUCUCAAGUUUUUCAUUUAGCAGUUCACCUACAACAAAUUUUAGAAGGUAAAAAAAAACCCCAAAAUGAAGCAGUUUUUGCUUGACCCUCAGUGUGGGGUUUUUUGUUGUUGUUUUUCUGUUCAUUUAUAUCAAGUCAAUCAAAACAACAUUUUUUGCAUUUUCCCUAAUUCAAUCAUUCUUCUGGAAACAGCAUUCAGAACCUUAAUAUUAAUGGACUCAGCUCACUCUUUCCUUUCUUUCAGUGAUGGGCAGUAUUGUGAAGUGGGCACUGCUUUUAGUCAGUAAAUGCUAUUAUGCCAUUAGCACUGCUCGCUUCAGCUACAGCAGUAAAUAUCUAAGCACUCUUUAAGCAUGGGAGACAGUUUUGCUCCAAGAUUUUAAUGCUUUAGGUUAAAGAGCAACAAUUCAUUUUAUACAGCUGUGAUUUAGGCUUUUAAACACCUAUUGAAUGAAGGAAAAUGUACACUGCAGCUAACAUUGACCCAUGCAUUGCAUAUUCAUUGAGAAGUUUUAAAAGGUACGUGGCUAGUACAUAGAACUUACAUUGCUCAAAACAUCCAGUGGGUUUGCUCUAUUUAUUUCUAUUUAUUUUAUCUGUGCGUUCAGAAAUAAAUAUAUAUGGUUUUGUAACUGUUUACAUUUAACUGUUUAAAUGUCAAUAAAUGUGCUUCAUUUUACUUAGCUGGUGUGCUGGGCAAUUGUUAAGAUGCAGCACUUUUAAUUCUUAAUAGAAAGCAAUGUAAUAAUAUUAAGAAUGGGUAGUAAAGAGAUUUAAGGAGUUAACAUGACCAAACCCCAUUGACUUUCAAUGGGAGUUAGCGGCCCAGCCCUCAUAGCCAUGCUUUUGUAGUCCCAGCCAUAAUACUUAAGCAUUUAUCUUCGAAGUGCUAUAGAACUUUGCAGGGAUGGAUCCAGGGUGG